AUGUGCGCCCAGGCCACCGCGCUGUGGUCUGGGCGGCCUUCAGGGCAGGAGGUGAAGCGGCCGCAGCAUCCACGGCCUGGCCUGGCCCGCGGGCGGACGCGCGGCUCCCUCGGCCUCGGCGGCGGACAGAGCGGACCUCCGCUGCGGCGCGGUGCGGACCUCGCCGGACCUGGAAUCCCAUCCUGCCGCGUCCCUGCAGACUCCUUGCAGAUUGAGGAAUGCAAUUCUGCCACCAUGAUGGAAGAGUGUUGCAAGUUUCAACAUACCUUCACUUUCCUGACCCUUUACUCUCUCCCCACAGGACUGAAAAAACGCACAAGGAAGGCCUUUGGAAUACGGAAGAAAGAAAAGGACACUGAUUCUACAGGUUCACCAGAUAGAGAUGGAAUUCAGGGGAAAAAAAAGACCCAGAAGACUCAGCUUCUCCUCACCUCUUGCUUCUGGCUCAGAGCCCUCUCGUUAGUGCUGUCUCAGAAAAAAAGCAAUGGGGCACCAAAUGGAUUUUAUGCAGAAAUUGAUUGGGAAAGAUAUAAUUCCCCUGAGCUGGAUGAAGAAGGCUACAGCAUCAGACCUGAGGAACCCGGCUCUACCAAAGGAAAGCACUUUUAUUCUUCAAGUGAAUCGGAAGAGGAAGAAGAAUCCCACAAGAAAUUCAACAUCAAGAUUAAACCAUUGCAAUCGAAAGACAUUCUUAAGAAUGCUGCGACUGUGGAUGAGCUGAAGGCGUCAGUGGGCAACAUCGCGCUGUCCCCAUCCCCAGUGAGGAAAAGUCCGAGGCGCAGCCCGGGUGCAAUUAAAAGGAACUUAUCCAGUGAAGAAGUGGCACGACCCAGGCGUUCCACACCAACACCGGAGCUUGUAAGCAAGAAGCCUCCGGAGGACUCUGUGGCCCUGGCACCCCUCUUUGGCCCACCACUAGAAUCAGCUUUUGAUGAGCAAAAGACAGAAGUUCUUUUAGAUCAGCCUGAAAUAUGGGGCCCAGGCCAACCAGUUAACCCCAGCACGGAGUCGCCAAAGUUAACCAGGACUUUUCCCACUGGAACGCCUCCUCCACUGCCUCCGAAAAACGUACCAGCAACCCCACCCCGAACAGGCUCCCCCUUAACCGUAGGACUGGGAAAUGACCAAUCAGCCGCAGAGGUCAAAAUUGAAAAGCUACCAUCCAUCAAUGACUUGGACAGCAUUUUUGGCCCAGUAUUGUCCCCCAAGUCUGUCGCGGUUAAUGCUGAAGAAAAGUGGGUCCAUUUCUCUGACACGUCCCCGGAACAUGUUGCUCCGGAGUUGACUCCAAGGGAACAGGCGGUGUCCCCACCAGCUGCACCAGACAACCCAGCUGGUUCCCCAGCACCAGGCCCUCCUGGCUCCCCAGCACCCCCAGGCCCCCCAGGGCCGCCCGGGCCUCCUCGAAAUGUACCUUCACCACUAAAUUUAGAAGAAAUCCAGAAGAAAGGCGCUGAGCAGACCUUCGUUAAAGAUGAUUACUUAGAAACAAUCUCAUCUCCUAAAGACUUUGGGCUGGGACAGAGAGCAACCCCGCCUCCCCCACCACCACCCACCUACAGGACUGUGGUCUCGUCCCCCGGACCUGGCUCGGGCAGUGGUGCGGGGACCACCAGUGGGUCAUCGUCCCCGGCCCGACCGGCCACCCCGCUGGCUCCCUGCAGCAGCACCACCCCCCCUCCGCCUCCCCCGCGGCCUCCGUCUCGGCCAAAGCUACCUCCCGGGAAGCCUGGAGUCGGAGACGUGUCCAGACCUUUUAGCCCUCCCAUUCAUUCUUCCAGCCCUCCUCCGAUAGCACCCUUAGCCCGGGCUGAGAGCACGUCUUCAAUCUCGUCCACCAACUCCCUGAGCGCAGCCACCACGCCCACAGUUGUGUCAGAAGAUGAUGUUUUUUACGACAAACUGCCCUCGUUUGAAAGGCGCUGUGAAGCGCCUGCAGAGAACGAGCAGCCUUCCCUCGUUUGGUUUGACAGAGGAAAGUUUUAUUUGACUUUUGAAGGUUCUUCCAGGGGGCCCAGCCCCCUAACCAUGGGCGCCCAGGACACCCUCCCAGUCGCCGCAGCUUUCACGGAAACUGUCAGCGCCUACUUCAAAGGAGCAGAUCCCAGCAAGUGCAUUGUCAAGAUUACUGGAGAAAUGGUGUUGUCUUUUCCUGCUGGGAUCACCAGACACUUUGCCAAUAACCCAGCCCCAGCUGCUCUGACCUUCCGGGUGAUAAAUUUCAGCAGGUUAGAACACGUCCUGCCAAACCCUCAACUUCUCUGCUGUGACAACACACAAAAUGAUGCCAAUACCAAGGAAUUCUGGGUAAACAUGCCAAAUUUGAUGACUCACCUAAAGAAAGUGUCUGAACAAAAGCCCCAGGCUACAUAUUAUAAUGUGGACAUGCUCAAAUACCAGGUGUCUGCCCAGGGCAUUCAGUCCACUCCGCUGAACCUGGCGGUGAGCUGGCGGUGCGAGCCGGCCAGCACGGACCUGCGCGUGGACUACAAGUACAACGCGGACGCCAUGGCCACGGCCGUGGCCCUCAACAACGUGCAGUUCCUGGUGCCCAUCGACGGCGGGGUCACCAAGCUGCAGGCUGUGCUCCCACCUGCAGUCUGGAAUGCAGAACAACAAAGAAUAUUGUGGAAGAUUCCUGACAUUUCCCAAAAGUCGGAAAAUGGAGGAGUGGGCUCUUUGUUGGCGAGAUUUCAGUUAUCCGAAGGCCCAAGCAAGCCGUCCCCGCUGGUCGUGCAGUUCACCAGUGAAGGAAGCACCCUGUCAGGCUGUGACAUUGAACUUGUUGGAGCAGGGUAUCGAUUUUCACUCAUCAAGAAAAGGUUUGCUGCAGGAAAAUACUUGGCAGAUAACUGAUAAAAUCUCAUGCAAGGAUUUGG
Molecule: messenger RNA, 2879 nt
Organism: Otolemur garnettii (small-eared galago)
Lineage: Eukaryota; Metazoa; Chordata; Mammalia; Primates; Galagidae
Gene: SGIP1
Product: SH3 domain GRB2 like endophilin interacting protein 1
Exons: 27
Coding region: 1-2856 (951 amino acids)
Biological process (GO): clathrin-dependent endocytosis; clathrin coat assembly
Cellular component (GO): cytoplasm; plasma membrane; clathrin-coated vesicle
Source: RefSeq, a predicted model, not a curated record